UGCUUGGCCACAGACAGACAAAGAUUGAAGAAACAAACACAUUAGUACUAGUGAGAGCUCUGUUUUUUUCCCAAACCCUUCUUCACUCCUAAAGCUCUUUAGGAGGGAAGAGGCAAUGGAGAUGAAGAUGAAUAAAAUUUCACAAUUUAGUGCCUCAAAACCCCUUAAACAUGUUCACAAAACCAUUCUUCUACUCACCAUAUAUGCCAUUUUCAGUUCGGCUCGAGCUUUCGACUACGCGGAAGCUCUCUCAAAGAGCCUACUCUACUUCGAAGCACAGCGCUCCGGCCGCUUACCUUACAACCAGCGCGUCACUUGGCGCGACCACUCCGGCCUCACCGACGGCCUCGAACAAGGCGUGGAUUUGGUUGGAGGGUACUAUGAUGCCGGCGACCAUGUCAAGUUCGGGUUACCAAUGGCAUUUACAGUUACCAUGCUAUCAUGGAGUGUUAUAGAAUAUGGCGAUUUAAUUGCGGCGGCCGGGGAGUUGGAACAUGCCCUAGAGGCAAUAAAAUGGGGGACUGAUUAUUUCAUUAAAGCACACACUAGCCCAAAUGUGUUAUGGGCAGAGGUGGGUGAUGGCGACACCGAUCACUACUGCUGGCAACGGCCGGAGGACAUGACAACGUCCCGGCAAGCGUACAAGAUCGACGAGGAGAAUCCUGGUUCGGAUCUUGCUGGAGAGACGGCAGCAGCAAUGGCGGCCGCGUCGAUUGUGUUCAAGAAAAUUAAUCCACAUUAUUCUCACCUGCUAUUGCACCAUGCCCAACAGUUGUUUGAGUUUGGGGACAAGUACAGAGGGAAAUAUGACACGAGUGUGGAAGUGGUGAAGAGCUACUAUGCGUCGGUGAGUGGGUACAUGGAUGAGUUGUUGUGGGGAGCUAUGUGGCUCUACAAAGCCACCGACAACGCUGAGGCUGAGGACUAUUACUUCAAGUACCUAAUUGACAAGUCUCAUUGUUUUGGUGGCAUUGGUUGGUCUAUUACGGAGUUCAGCUGGGACGUCAAGUACGCUGGUCUCCAAAUUAUGGCUGCUAAGUUGCUAAUGGAGGACAAGCAGAAGAAGCACAAAUACAUCCUAGACCAAUACCAGUCAAAAGCCGAGCACUACAUCUGCUCAUGCCUCAACAAAAACAACGGUACCAACAACGUUGAUCGCACUCCAGGAGGCCUUUUAUUCAUCCGGCAAUGGAACAACAUGCAAUACGUAUCCUCGGCCGCAUUCCUUCUCACCGUAUACUCAGACUUCCUCAAAAGUUCAAACCAGAAGCUCACCUGCCACGGAGGAGUGGUUAGGCCAGAAGAGCUCUUCGACCUAGCCAAAGCUCAAGUGGACUACAUUUUGGGGUCCAACCCCAUGAACAUGAGCUACCUAGUGGGAUAUGGUACUAAAUACCCCACAAGGAUGCACCACAGGGGUGCAUCGAUCGUGUCCUACAGAGAGAACAAAGGGUUCAUUGGGUGCACCCAAGGGUAUGACAAUUGGUACAGUAGAGAGGAGCCAAACCCGAAUGAUGUUGUUGGAGCAUUAGUUGGAGGACCUGAUUGUCAAGACAAUUUCAGUGAUCAAAGAGGGAACUACAUGCAAACUGAGGCUUGCACUUACAAUACAGCACCAUUGGUUGGGGUUUUUGCAAAGUUGAAUCAAUUGGGUGAUAAACAAGUGAUUCCAAAUUUGAAUUUGAUUGCUUCUUUUUAGAUAUAUAUCUAGGUCAGUUUGUUUUGCAAGAAAAUAAUUGUUUUGUUAUAAGUGCGUUUUUUUUUUUUUUUUUCCGUGGGUGAAUUUUUAUCAGCUGUAACCCAUUUUGUAUCUCUUCAUUUAUGUGUUCAUAAUACGAAAUUAGCAUAUAUGGUAAGGAAGGUGAUUUCUCUUUUGUUAUUAAGCUGCCUUUCAAUCAUCAUUAGAGAUGUUUAAAGGUAGCUGAGACCCGAAGCAAUCCUCA
Molecule: messenger RNA, 1943 nt
Organism: Camellia sinensis
Lineage: Eukaryota; Viridiplantae; Streptophyta; Magnoliopsida; Ericales; Theaceae
Gene: GH9B8
Product: glycosyl hydrolase 9B8
Biological process (GO): carbohydrate metabolic process
Molecular function (GO): hydrolase activity, hydrolyzing O-glycosyl compounds
Source: RefSeq, a predicted model, not a curated record